Messenger RNA from Danaus chrysippus (African queen), 561 nucleotides. The record is from the annotation of a GenBank genome assembly. Lineage: Eukaryota; Metazoa; Arthropoda; Insecta; Lepidoptera; Nymphalidae.
AUGGCGACAACUGCAUACCAACACGACGCUGAUGGGGCUAAAUUUAUACCUGCUACACAGCGCCCCGAUGGAACUUGGAGAAAACCUAGACGUAUAAAAGAUGGUUAUGUGCCUCAAGAGGAAGUACCUCUGUAUGAGAGUAAGGGCAAGCAAUUCAAAGCUCGGCAGAGCACAGGCCUCCCAGUUGGUCUUCCUCCAGAAAUAGCCGCUGAAGCCAAAAAGUCCAAAAAAGGCGUCAUACAACCAAUACCUGGCAUGAUCAUUAAUGUUGAAAAGAAGAAGAAAAAAAAGAAGACAGGUGUAGAUGAAGCCACCGAGAAACUUUCAAAACUAACAACCUGCGAGAUAACAGAACCCAGCUUCAAAACAGCCCCGAGUACGACCACCGACCCCGCUAAAAGACUCAAGAACUUAAAAAAGAAACUCAGGGAUAUAGAAACAUUGGAGGAAAAAAUCAAAUCGGGUUCCCUUAAAAAUCCCGACAAAGAACAGAAAGAAAAAAUUACUAAGAAAAGUGAAAUAAUCAAAGAAAUAGAAUUAUUAGAGGAAAAUUGUGGAUGA